AAUGUUAACAAUAAUAAUAAUAAUAAUAACAAUAAUAAUAACAAUAAUAAUAACAAUAAUAACACUAGUAAUUCAAAUAAUACAAACACAUCAAUAACUGAUCAAAGUAACUCAAAUGAUACAGUUGAAGUAGAUCCAAGAUAUAGUAUGCCACAAAAAACCUCUACAACAUCAUUUUCAAUGUCAUCACUUCCAUUUUUUAAAAUACCAAAUAGAAAUAAUAACAACAAUAACAAUAAUAAUAAUAAUAAUAUUAACAACAAAGGUACAUUGGCAGCUGGUUCAUCAUCGAUAUCACCACCAAAUUCAGCAAGAAGUCAUUAUAACAGUGGUAGUGGAUCCAAUAGCCAUACACCUCAACUUUCAUCUUCAUUUUCAAAUUUACCAAAAAUUGAAUCAUCACCACCAAAAUCAGAUCAAUUAAAUCCUGUUGUUGUACCAACAUUUAAUCAUCCUCUAAAAACUUCUUUGCCAACUUUUUCAAUUCAACCACCUUCAUUACAACCAUCACCACCUAAUAACAAUUAUGCUCAAACAAUAUUUUCACCAAAUAAAAAUCAACAACAACCACAACAACAAAAUAAUUCAAAUAACAAUAAUAAUAACAAUAUUAAUAAUAAUAAUAGUAAUAAUAAUUCAAAUAAAACAAUUAUUAUUGCACCAAAUUCUUUGUUUUUUAGUGAUCCUUCAAUUAUAUCAUUAAAAAGUCAUCCAAAAACUACAAAUAAGGUUAAAUUUUUAGAAAAAUAUCCUUUACCAAAGAAAUAUUAUGAAAGUUCAAAUGAUCUAAUAAGUACAUUUGGUUUUAAAAAGAAAAAUAGUGAAGCAGGUAACCUUUUAUCAUUAUUAUCAACUUCUCAACAAAAAGAAAUUGAAGAAAAGGAAAGAUCUAAAAUAUCAAAUACUCCUCAAAUGUCUUUUUAUAUUCAACACAUGGGAAAUAUUGUAUCGCAAGAAUUAGAAAAAAAUAAUAUUGAUGGUUCAUGGAAAUCAAUAAUUAUAGGUUUGGCUAAAAAGGCAACUGAUAAUGUAAAAAUUCAAGUAAUUAACGGUGAUAAAAUGUCCACAAACGAAUAUAUUAAAAUUAAAAAAAUUCCAGGUGGUAAUAAAUUAGAAUGUGAUUAUAUCGAUGGUAUUGUUAUGACAAAAAUUUUAACCCAUAAAAAGAUGAAAGAUUCAUUUUCAAAUCCAAAAAUAUUAUUAUUAAGUUGUUCAGUAGAGUUUCAAAGAGUCGAAAAUAAAUUCCUUUAUUUUGAUCAAUUAUUACAACAAGAAAAAGAUUAUCUCCGUAUUUUAGUAUCAAAGAUUGCAGAAAGAAAACCUGACCUUGUAUUGGUUGAAAAAACAGUAUCAAGACAUGCUCAAGAUUUCUUAUUGGAAGCCGGAAUUUCUUUAGCUUUAAAUGUAAAACCAAAACUUUUAGAAAGAUUAGGUAGAUGUUUAGGUGGUGAAGUUUUACCAACAUUAGAUAUUAUAUACCCGGCUAAUGCUACACCAAAUAAUGGAUUAUCACCAUCUAUCAAUCCAAGCAACAGUCCAAUGAUGUCAACUCCAGUAAAAUCAACAAGUUUGUCAGCAUCAACAGCUUUACCAACUACACUUGGAUCAUGUGGUCAAUUUAGAGUUAAAACCUUUUCCGAAGUUGGUUUAAAAGAAGAAGGUGUUUUUGGUAAAAAAACAUUAAUGUAUUUUGAAAAGUGUCCUACUGAAUUGGGUUCAACCAUUACAAUUAGAGGAGAAAAUUUAGAAACUUUAAAGAUUAUAAAGAAAAUUCUUAGAUUCUGCAUUUAUUCAUUACAUCAUGCCUAUUUAGAAUUAAAAUAUCUUUUAGAUCAAUCAUCAACACCAAAUCCACUCUAUAUUACAAACAAUAAUGGUCAAAACUUAUCUUGUUCACCACAAAUUAAAUUCCCACUACCAAAAAUUUAUCCAACUAUACCAUGGAAAUAUAAAUUUACAAGUCAACAUAUACCAACAAAGAAAAUGUUACUUCAAAGUUUUUAUAAACCACAUUCUGAUACUGGCCAACAACAAUCAGUUUUACAAUAUACAUCAGAUGAUGAAGUUUUAGGUAUAGGUACAUCAGAAGCAUUUAAACAAAAUAAAAUGUAUUUCCCAAUCGAAAAUGAAUCAAUGUAUGACCAUCAAUCUAUUGUUUAUACACAUUCAAUCUUUUGCAAUUCAACCCAAUGUAUUCCAUUCGAAUUACAUUCAAUCAACUUUUAUACAGAGAACGAUUUAACUUUAGGUGAAUUUCUUAGUAAAUUUUGUUUUAGUUAUCAUGUAUGUAACAUUAAAGAAUGUAACCGUCCAUUAUCAGAACACGAAAGAACUUUUAUGAAUUCCACUACUCGUAUAAAUGUUUGUAUUCAAAAAACUCAGACUAUUCCAGCUACAAUCCAACAGCAACAACAACAGCAAAGAUUUCCACAACGUUCAAAUAUCACUGUUAUCAAUCUUUGUAAAAUUUGUAAUAAAUUUAGUCAAGAGAAUAAAAUGUCAGAAGAAGCUUGGGAAAUGUCAUUUGGUAAAUUUUUAGAACUCUGUUUCUUUGGUUUCUUACCAAUCAAAAGUGGUGAUAUUACACCAGAAUGCAAUCAUAAUGCCUCCAAAGAUCAUAUUUCUUAUUUUUAUUAUCAAGAUUUUGCAGCAAUUUUUUCUUAUGAACCAUUGGCUACUCUUGAACUUUCCUUACCAUCAAAGAACUUAAAAUCUUGUCACACUGAAAAACAAAAGCUUCAACUUCGUAUCAAACAAUUAGAAUUAAUGAAUCAAUGUGCCAUUCAAGUAUAUGAUGCAAUUCAAGAGAAACUUUGUGACUUGGGUCAGGAUAAUCAGGAUAGAAUUCACGAAUUAAUUCCAUCAUUAACUUUAGAAAGACAAUUAAUUUGUAAUAAAAUUGAAACUUUAAUUCAACAAGCAGAGUCAUCAACUGAUGGUAAUGAAACGCUCAUUAAUCUUACAAAGGUUUUGUAUGCUAAUUUUAUGACAUGGAAUUCUCAAUUAAGUGGUCUCAGUGAUAGUACCCCAUAUCAUCGUUCAAAGAAAAAUAAUAUUCAAAACCAAACCCCACAAACACAACAAUUAUCAUCAUCACUUUUAUCACAACCACAAUUUCCAUCAUCAUUUGUACAACCACCACAAUUUGCAUCAUCAUAUAGUGUUCAACCAUCACCAUUACAAUUACAAUUACAACAACAACAACAGCAACAGCAACAACAACAAAAAGAAAAAGAAAAGGAAAAUAAUGAUACAGAAGAAAAAGAAGAUGAUGAAUCAUUAGAAAAUAAAGAUAAUGAACAAAAUACAAUUGAUUCAUUAAGUGAAACAAAUAGUAUUUCAAAUAAUAAUAGUUCAAAUAAUUUACAUGAUGACAAUAAUAAUAAUAAUAAUAAUAAUAAUACUAAUAACAAUAACAAUAAUAAUCAAUUAUUAUCACCAUCAAUUGUAUUAAAUAAAAGUAGUCAAGGUAUAAAUGCUGCAACAUUAUCAUUACCAACAAUUAAUAAUAACUAUAAUUCUGUGGAAACUGAUUUAACAUUACCACUUAAUCAUCAAAGUUUAAAUUUUGCAAUUUCUGGCUUUGGUUCAUAUAAUAACAUCCCAACUGUAUCAGCUAUACCACCUUCAGUAAAUGGUUCAAGUAAUCUUUCAAUGAAUUAUUCUCCAAAUGGAUUAUCAAAGGAUCCAGCAAAGAAACAACCAUUAAAAAUUAUUGACACCAUUACAAAUAUUGUAACAUCUAUUUCUCAAACUAAAAUUUUAGGACCAACAAUGCCAUAUCUUUUAUUAGAAAGUACAGAUAAUGUUGCCUUAUUCGAAAAUGAACCUAGUACAACUAUUGCUUAUACUCUAUCAAGUGCUGACUUUAAAACUGCAUUAAAAACUUUAUUAGAAGAAGAAUUGAAAAAGAUUAGCGAGAUUGAAAAACAAUAUGAACAACAAGAAAAACAAGAACAACAAGAACAUCAACCAUCUCAUCCAUUAUCCCAAUCUCAAUCAUUACAAAACUCACCAGUUUUAAGACCUACAAGUUUAAAUAUUUUAGAUAAACCAAUUCUUGAUAGUUUAAAGAGUUUACAAGGUGAAAAUAAAAAACAAUCAAAUUCCCCAAUUUCAAUUUCACCAUUAUCAACUUCAUUUGAUAAAAAGAAAGUUUUAAAUUCAACUUCACCAAUUUCAACAAUUUUAGAAAAAGAAAAAAAACAUAAAUUAAAUUCAUCAUCAUCAUCAAUAUCAUCACCAUCAAUAAAUAAUAAUAAUAAUGAAAAAGAUGAAAAGGAGGAUAAAGAGGAAAAAGAAUUAAAACAACAAAAUGAAAAACAAGAAAAAGAUUUAGAAUUUACAACAGCAACAAUUGAGGAAUUAAAAAUUCAAGAUGAUACAUCAAUAAAUGAAAAAAUUGAAGAUUAUAAAGAUGAAUUAAUUUAUGAUGAUUGUUUAGAUGAUGAUGUAUUAUCAGAUAUUUAUUCAGAAAAGAAUAUUAGGUUAUCAAAAUUAAUGGUAUCAAUUCAACGUAAAGAAAUUAGAAGUAGAUUUAAAUUUGAAAAGAAUGGUUACGAGGUAAAUAUUUUCUGUUCAUCUUAUUAUCCAGUACAGUUUCAUGCUUUAAGAGAAUAUAUGGUUGGUGAUCAGGAUUUCAUUCAAUCUUUGACUAGAUCUAAAAUCUGGAAUGCAAAAGGUGGUAAAAGUGGUUCAUCAUGGAGUAAAACAUUAGAUGAUCGUUUCAUUCUUAAACAAGUUAGUCGUAUUGAAUUGGAAUCAUUUUUAGAUUUCGCUCCUUUAUAUUUCGAAUAUAUUUGCAAAUCAUUCCUUAAUCAAAUCCCAACAUCACUUUGCAAAAUUCUUGGUGUCUUCACUGUCCGUUGGAAAGAUUCAAAUGGUAAAUCAAUCAAAAGAGAUUUAAUAGUCAUGGAAAACCUUUUCCACAAUAAAUCAAUUUCAAAAACUUAUGAUCUUAAAGGAUCACUCCGUGGUAGAUUGGUAAAGAACGAAUCCGAAGUACUCUUGGAUGAAAACCUUUUACAAGCUUCCUUUGCAUCACCCAUUUGUUUAGGAGAAUACGAUAAAACUAGAGUUGCAUUAGCAGUUUGGAAUGAUACAGCAUUUUUAUCAUCAUUAAAUGUUAUGGAUUACUCUUUAUUAUCAGGUAUAGAUACUCAAAAUAAUCAAUUGGUAGUUGGUAUUAUAGAUUAUAUGAGAAAGUUCACUUGGGAUAAAGCUUUAGAAAUGAAGGUUAAACAAUCAGGUAUUAUGGGUGGUGGUGGUAAAGUUCCAACUGUUAUUUCACCAAAGCAAUACAAAAUUAGAUUCCGUGAUGCAAUGUGGUUAUACUUUACUUUAUCACCAGAUAAAUUCACAAAAGUCGAAAAUUUACAACAAAUAGAAAAAAAGAAAAACAAUUUAUUAAACAACAAUAAUAAUAAUAAUAGCAAUAAUAAUAGUAAUAACAAUAAUAAUAAUAGAAAUAAUAGCAAUACUAAUAGAAAUAAUAACAUAAAUUCAAGAUAA
Dictyostelium purpureum is the source of this 5511-nucleotide messenger RNA. RefSeq lists its product as uncharacterized. Gene Ontology annotation, biological process: phosphatidylinositol phosphate biosynthetic process. Bases 148 to 5511 code for a protein of 1787 amino acids. Gene Ontology annotation, molecular function: ATP binding; 1-phosphatidylinositol-3-phosphate 5-kinase activity. Gene Ontology annotation, cellular component: endosome membrane. NCBI's taxonomy places the organism in Eukaryota, Evosea, Eumycetozoa, Dictyosteliales, Dictyosteliaceae. The record is from RefSeq and is a predicted model, not a curated record. The transcript is spliced from 3 exons.